CACCAGCAGCUGCUGCCGGGCGGCCUGCCUGCUGCUGCUAACGGGGGCGCAGCCGGGGCGGGAGGAGACGAGGUGUCGGCCGAGCUGGCAAAGCUCUUCGAGGAGUUCUGGUCGGCGCACAGGGACCGGCCGCUCACCGGCCGCAACAAGAUCCUGGCCGGCGUGUGUCCCGGUGUUGCCGGGCUGCUGCCCGUGAAGCUGGCUGCGCUGCUGGUGCUGAUCGGGGGCGUGACGCGGAGGGAUGAGGGCGGCACGCACAUACGUGGGGAGCUGCACUUGCUGCUGGUUGGAGACCCUGGGACAGGUGCGACGUAUAACGUACGACAUACCAAGUACUCCCAUAACUUCAUAUAUCCGACUGCCUAUCUGACGUUGCCUUGACAAUGUAACCGUCAGAGUACGUUCAGGACACUACCAUGCGGGAAUCCAUGGAACCACGGCAGGCUCGUGUGGGUUGCGUGUUUAUCAUGCGGGUUUAA
Astrephomene gubernaculifera is the source of this 479-nucleotide messenger RNA. The record is from the annotation of a GenBank genome assembly. Lineage: Eukaryota; Viridiplantae; Chlorophyta; Chlorophyceae; Chlamydomonadales; Astrephomenaceae.